Molecule: messenger RNA, 609 nt
Organism: Quercus robur (English oak)
Lineage: Eukaryota; Viridiplantae; Streptophyta; Magnoliopsida; Fagales; Fagaceae
Exons: 1
Coding region: 1-609 (202 amino acids)
Molecular function (GO): RNA-DNA hybrid ribonuclease activity; nucleic acid binding
Source: RefSeq, a predicted model, not a curated record
AUGACAGUGCAGUCCAUCUGGCCUCAAAGAAACCAACUCCGUCUGCAAGGGAUAGAUUUGAAGAAUACAAAGCUGUCUUGCCAGCCCGAAACCUUGACAGCAACAGCAUCACACUCAUGGUCACCCCCUCCUCCGGAUUUAUUCAAAAUAAAUUAUGAUGGAGCUGUCUUUGAGGAGGCAAAUCAGUCUGGUAUUGGUGUUGUUAUCAGAAAUACUCAGGGUCUGGUAAUUUCUUCCUUAACACGACAACUCCCUCAAGUAUACCAAGUUUUUGAGAUCGAAGUUUUGGCAGCAAUUCAGGCUCUAGAAUUUGGUUUGGAGGUUGGAAUUGAUCAAGCUAUAGUUGAGGGAGAGUUGGAGAUAGUAGUAAAAGCAUUGGCAUCAAAAGAUUCAGGCUUGGCUUCCUUUGGGCUGUUGGUAAAGGUUGCAAACGUCUGUGCUACAUCUUAUUCCAGAUUGGCUUACUCUCAUACAAGGAGGGAAGGCAACAAAGUUGCGCAUAGUUUGGCUAGGUUAGCAGUGUCUAUUUCAAAUUAUGUUGUGUGGAUGGAGAAUGUUCUACCCCACAUUUAUCAUGUAUUUCAGGCUAAUAAGGCCAUUUUAUCUUAA